AUGGCUCCAGCUAAGGCGGCCCCGUUCCGCAUGAAGUGGCUCGACGAUGUCUCGUGGCUCGUGUACGACAAGAGCAAGGACGCCGCGUUCUGCACCACUUUGCCGACUACUGCGCUUCCGAGUCGGUGUGUUUGGCGCAUUUUGAAGGCGUCGCGUACGUACGUCGCCUCGUCAAAGCCAUUGGGGAUCGCUUUCCCAUUGUGCCUCUUCAUCGAGCACAUGCGCUGCGCUCGCGACCUCGUCGCUUACGGUGUCGAUGAGGUCGAAUUCCUCCGCGUCAUCGACGCCGGGGACAGUAACGUUGCUCUAGAGUACGGCGCGCUCAAGCAAUACGUCAUGUGUACGGCCCCGCAGUCCUCGGCGAUGGAUUUUUUGACGUUCGUCCUCACUGACUCGCACGUUGCGAGGAUGUAUCCGUCCAUCCUACAGCUCGUCACCAUUGCUGCAACUCUCGCGCCGGGCUCCGUCGACUGCGAGCGCGCCUUCUCGCUCCAGAACCUCGUGAAGACGGACAAACGGACGUCCCUCUCAGCGAGCCACCUACAAGAUCUCAUGGUAUGUGCACGGGACGGGCCCGAGGCCUCCAAAUUAGAUGUACCUACCAUGAUGGGCGAAUGGAUUGCCGCCAAGGAGGAGUCAAACGCGAAAAGACGUCAACUUUGA
Saprolegnia diclina VS20 is the source of this 663-nucleotide messenger RNA. RefSeq lists its product as hypothetical. Bases 1 to 663 code for a protein of 220 amino acids. Lineage: Eukaryota; Oomycota; Saprolegniomycetes; Saprolegniales; Saprolegniaceae. The transcript is spliced from 2 exons. The record is from RefSeq and is a predicted model, not a curated record.